AUGGGCUGGUGGAAGUGGCUGCUGUCCAGCACCGCUCACAGGCCGCGCCGCCUCGCCUUCGUGGCUGUGUGCACACGUGGCUCGUUCGUUUCCAUCUUUGACUAUGCAGACUAUACCGAACGCUUCCUCGGCAUCCGACAGCCGCUCUUCCUGUGCAUCCCGGGCAAAUACGGCUGGCAGGACCCCAUCUUCUUGCGUCUGCACAAGCUGGUGAUUGGACGCUUCGGUGCCAGCUCGCUCCAUCGUCUGCCGACAGCGUCACCAAACGCGAGUGUCCUCGAUCCCAUACUAGCCAGCACCAAUGUGACGGACAUGUACGUGCAAAAGUAUGGCAAGCGCGACGCCGUGCAUACGACCGUCAAAGGUGUGCGCAAUCUGGUCCACGCCGUGAUGGACGGUCGGCAGCCGCACGGCGACGCCUACGCACGAGUCUCGCAGAGCAUUCCUGGCUCCGCGCCCGUCGUGCCGCACAUCGUGCACGCGGCGAGGCCCGGAGGCGGCAACUUGCGUCGUGCGCUUGGCAUCCCAUCCAACGCGACAGUAUUCGCGCGACACGGUGGGCAAGGGCAGUUCAACUUGUGGUUCGCGCGCGAAGCCGUCCUGGAAGUCGCCGGCGUGCGGCCGGAUAUCUUCUUUCUGUUCCUCACGACGCAAGACUUUUGUGGGCGGCGCGGCUGCCCACCGAACGUGAUUCACCUGCCGAGCUCGACAGAUCGGUUCGACUUGAUCCGCACGAGCGAUGCAAUGAUCCACGGCCGCUGGGAGGGCGAGACCUUUGGCCUCGCUGUCGCCGAGUUCGCCACGCACAAUCGGCCCGUCAUAACCUCCAACAGGUCCUUUCCACACUUCACCCUUGGUCGCGCCCACCUGGACAUCUUGGGCGCCCGUGGCAUCUACUACUACGACAGAGCGACCCUCGUCAGCAUUCUGCUCGGCUUCAACCGGACGGAGGCUGCGCAACGCAACUGGCUCGCGUACACUGAAUUCGAGCCACGGCCCGUAAUGCAAAGGUUUUGGGAAGUCUUCCUCGCUUGA
Molecule: messenger RNA, 1035 nt
Organism: Emiliania huxleyi CCMP1516
Lineage: Eukaryota; Haptophyta; Isochrysidales; Noelaerhabdaceae
Exons: 2
Coding region: 1-1035 (344 amino acids)
Source: RefSeq, a predicted model, not a curated record